AUGGCCAACCUCACCAUUCGCAAUCUCACCAUCCACCCAAUUGAGCUCGUCAGCGUAGAGAGGUUCGAGUCCAGGAAGGAGGGCACAGGUGACGUUGUCAGCAACGCUGUCGGCCACAUCUCCGGCUUCUUCAACGCCACCAAGCAUCAGUCCAGCAGACUUGUCACGGGCGAUUCCCGGGAACAGCACGAUGUCAGCUUCCAUGCCGAGCCAUUCCGCACUCAGGAGACUGAUAUCCGCACCGCGGACGGUGAUCGCGAGAUCCUCCGCCUCAUCUUCAGGUGGCAGGACAAGCGCCAUGAGGUCGAUAUCCCCAGCCCCGACCAGCGCUCCAGCACAAUGAAGAGGAUCGACCCUGAGACGCACGAGGAGCUCACCGCGGUCUAUGUCCCCAACGGCGCCCUCGUCGCCGUCUACUCCUCCUCCAGCCUCAACUCCUGGAUGGACAAGCUCCACAACGACUGGCCCCUCGGCAGUCUCUCCAUCCCAGGCACGCACAACUCCCCAACCUGCCACAAGGCCCUGCCCUCUGUCCGCUGCCAGGCCGUCAGCGUCCGGGAGCAACUCGACAACGGUGUGCGCUUCCUCGACAUCCGCGUCUCCGCAGACCCCGAGGAUCCCAACCUCAGCCUCGUCCACAGCGCCUUCCCCGUCUCCCUGACGGGCACCAAGUACUUUGGCGACAUGCUCGACGACAUCUACGAAUUCCUCGAGCAGAACGGCUCCGAGACCGUCAUCAUGAGCGUCAAGCGCGAGGGCAACGGCAAGGCCAACGACGAGCAGAUGAGCAGGCACCUCAAGGGCAACUACAUCGACAAGAAGCCCGAGCGCUGGGCCACCGAGCCCCGCGUCCCCCGCCUCGGCGAGGUGCGCGGCCGCAUCGUCCUCGUCCGCCGCUUCAACCUCGACGAGGAGCUCAAGCACGAGUGGGACGGCCGGGGCUUCGGCAUCGACGCCGCGGGCUGGCCCGACAACUGCGAGGACGGCCACAUCGGCGACGGCUUCAUCCGCGUGCAGGACUUCUACGAGGUGUCGGAGACGGAGAACGUCGAGAAGAAGAUCGAAUUCUCCCGGGGCCAGCUCGAGCGCGCCGCCGAGCAGCACUACCCGCUGGGCGACGAGGGCGCCGGCCUCCCCGCCAUCUUCGUCAACUUCCUGAGCGCCAGCAACUUCUUCAACGCGAGCUGCUGGCCCGAGCGCAUCGCCGCCAAGGUGAACCCGGCGAUCGUCGAGUACCUCUGCAUCAGGCACGGCGAGGAGGGCAAGGGUCCCAGGCAGCUGCCCGUCGGUGCUGCCGGCACGGGUGUGGUGGUGACCGACUGGGUUGGUGCCAACGGAGACUGGGACUUGAUUCGCUGCAUUGUCGGUAUGAACGCCAAGUUGCAGCACAGUCAAUGA
Molecule: messenger RNA, 1398 nt
Organism: Clonostachys rhizophaga
Lineage: Eukaryota; Fungi; Ascomycota; Sordariomycetes; Hypocreales; Bionectriaceae
Source: the annotation of a GenBank genome assembly